AUGGAUGCCAAUACGAUUCUGAUUGGGAAGUUUACUUUUAAACAAUUGCCAAAUGGUUCCAUUGACAAGAGCAAAGCGAGUUCUCCGCCUCCUCGUCAUAGCCAGGCGACAAUAGACGGCUUCAGACAGAAGCACUUGGAUACCACAACUAAGAACAAACUUACUGCAGCCAUAGCUAAAUGGGUGGCUACUGCAUGUAGGCCUGUUAACGUUGUGGAGGACGAGGGUCUGGUUGACAUCAUUCGCAUAGCAUCCAACGACUGGACCUACGAAUUGCCUUCGAGAGCCACCAUUACAAGCCACGUACAGAAAUUGUACAAAACGGAGAAGGGUAAGGUACAGCAGGCGUUGGAGAAAACAAAAGCAGUCGCGCUCACUGGUGAUUACUGGACAGCCCUCAGUAAUCACAACUUCCUCGGGGUCACAGCCCAUUUCUAUGAUCCAGAGUGGAAACUUGAGUCAUAUGCUUUAACUGUUAUGAAGACAGAAGAGAGGCACUGCGCUGACGCGGUUGCAGAGCACUUUAUGAAAGUAGCAAGAGAGUGGGACAUCGAACACAAAGUUGUCUCACUGACAACAGAUAGGGCACGUAAUAUGAUUGCAGCGGCCAGGCAGCUCCCCUUUGAGCACAUGCCGUGCAUAGCACACAGUGUGCACCGAGCUGUCACGGUUUCUCUUACCAACAGCCCGUUUGACAACGCAUUGGCAAAAUGCAGAAAAGUUGUUGGACAUUUUAAGCAUAGCCCGGCAAACCAAGCGGAGCUCGAGCAGCAACAAGUCGCACAUCAUCAGAAGAAAGAGUCACUCGCACAGGAAGUCUCCACCAGGUGGAAUAGUACCCUGGAAAUGAUUAAGCGUGUUCAGCGGAAUGCUGAACCUCUGAGAGAUGCACUGGCCCUGCCCGCAACCAACGUCGCCAUGCCAACUGCUGCUGAGCUGGAGAAACUGAAGAAGCUCGAGGCUGUGCUGGAUCACUGCAGGUAUGUGUCUGAACUUCUGGGAGGAGAGAAGUUUGUGUCUUGCUCAGCGGUGCUGCCAGCGUUGUGUCAUCUGUCACGAGGGAUGGAGGUCACUGAGGACGACCCAGCUUACAUGAUUAAGUUCAAGGGAAUCUUCACAGCAGACAUGGAGGGUCAUAAGGAGAAGACCAACAUCACAUGGCUGAGAGUUGGGACAGCACUUGACCCAAGGUUUAAGGACCUCAAGUGUCUGAGCAAACCUGACAGGACUGAGGUGUGGGGUACGAUCUGCGCCUUGCUCCAGGAGAUGGAGAGGCCUGCACAGCCGGAUAACCAAGUCACGCCUGAGCCUCCUACGAAGAAACCAACUCAUGCUUGCACACGAGUCUUCAUCUGAUGAAGAGGAGGACAGUAUUGAGCAAUGUCUGGAGCGCUACAAGGCAGAGCCUCUGACUGGCAUGGAUGACAGUCCCCAGGAAUGGUGGUCCGCACAUUGUGAAAUGGCCCGCCUUGCACGCAAGUACUUAGCAGCACCGGCAACAUCAGUACCUUCUGAAAGGUUGUUUUCAGGGUCUGGACAUGUUGUACAAAAGAAGCGAGCUUCCCUGUUGUCUGAAAAUGUCAACAGGCUUGUCUGUUUGAGUAACUGGCUCAAAGCAAAGAAGCAGUAGGCUAGGCUAACCUUUUACUGUUACUGUUGAUCGGGUUGAUGAGCCUCUGUUGAAUAAAGAGCAGUAGCCUGACUGCUAUGUUCAAAGCAAACUUGAAAGUAUUAAGCCAUGGUUUAGUUUACCUGACGUGCACUUUAUAAUUUUAUUUUGUAUUUCCCUAGUUUAACUGCACUAUAGGCUGAGUCCUAAUUUACCUAACGUGCUCUUUAUAAUUUUAUUUUGUAUUUCCCUAGUUUAACUGCACUAUAGGCUGAGUCCUAAUUUACCUGAUAUGUGCACUUUAUAAUUUUAUUUUGUAUUUCCCUAGUUUAACUGCACUAUAGGCUGAGUCCUAAUUUACCUGGCAUGUGCACUUCAUAAUUUUAUUUUGUAGUGCCCUGGUUUAACUGCACUAUAGGCUGAGUCCUAAUUUACCUGACAUGUGCACUUUAUAAUUUAAUUUUGUAGUGCCCUGGUUUAACUGCACUAUAGGCUGAGUCCUUAUUAACCUUACAUGUGUACUGUAUAAUUUUAUUUGUAGUGCCCUGGUUUAACUGCACUAUAGGCUGAGACCUAAUUUACCUGAGGUGCACUGUAUAAUUUUAUUUUUUUGUGGCCCUGUUUGCCAA
Messenger RNA from Centropristis striata (black sea bass), 2238 nucleotides. RefSeq names its product E3 SUMO-protein ligase ZBED1-like. The transcript is spliced from 3 exons. Lineage: Eukaryota; Metazoa; Chordata; Actinopteri; Perciformes; Serranidae. The coding region runs from base 1 to 1356 and encodes 451 amino acids. The record is from RefSeq and is a predicted model, not a curated record.